Messenger RNA from Paramecium pentaurelia, 1085 nucleotides. Lineage: Eukaryota; Ciliophora; Oligohymenophorea; Peniculida; Parameciidae. The record is from the annotation of a GenBank genome assembly.
AUGAUUUUUGGAUUAUUUGCUUUGUUAUCUACAUUGAUUUCAGCAGAAUCAACUAUAAGUGAAGUAACUAGAGAUUAUUGUUCACUUCCUGAUGCAAUCUAUGCAGAUGGUGUAUCUGCAGCUGAUUUUGGUGCUACUGGAUGGAGUUAUACUAACGCUGCUAACUGGGCAGGUAUUAUAACUAUUGUUAGUAUAAGAUUUUGUUGUAACAUGCGGGGGUAGUUUCUAAUCACCUAUAGACAUAAUAACAAUUGGUAGUGCAUAAGAAGCUAUACAACCACAAAUCAAUUAUAAAAGCAAGGAUGCUAGUACGGGAUAUGAAGAAGCAAACAGUAAUAUUUUGAUGAGAAUUUUUUAUAGAACCAUAUACUAAAGAAUAUGAAGGAGAGUAUUCAGAAAUAGAAGUAACUGAUGCCUCAGGUUCAGUUAUCCGUUAUUAUGCAAAAUAAUUCCACAUCCAUACCCCAUCAGAACAUACAAUAGAUGGAAAAUAUUAUGAUUUAGAAAUCCAUUUUGUUCAUCAAGUAAUAUUAUAAUCAUUCUAGGCUAUCCAAGAUGAUGAAUAAGAUUGUAAUAAAGUGAAAAAUAAACUUACUGUUUUCGGAAUAAUGUUUUAAGAAUCUUCAAGUGCUACAGAUUAUGAAGCCUUUAAACCAUGGUUUGAUUCUAAUGUUACUGGAGAAAUUGAUUCUUUUGAUUUGAAGUACUCUUAUUUUUCAAAUUAAAUUAGUGAUUUCUUCUCCAAAAUGUCUGAUGCAACAUAUUAUCAUUAUAAUGGAAGUUUAACCACACUUCCAUGUUCAUAAACUGUCAAUUGGGUAGUAUUCUAAUAGCCUUUACCAAUUUCAUCAACUUAAUUAAAAUAAUUCUAGGAUUUCUUAAGUGAUUCUACUCUAUUCCCAAUUAAACAUAAUAAUAGACCCAUUUAAAAUUUAAAUGGUAGAAAGAUAUUAAAAGGAGUAAUAUAUAUUAAUAAUUAUAUAUAGACUGCAAUUACUUCAGGUGUAACUGAAAUACCAGAUGUUUAAGGAUCAUUUGCAUAAACAAUUGCUAUGGCUAUUCUUAUAACCCUUUUAAUUUAAUGA